AUGCCCAAGCCACCCUACCCCCUGCAUCCCUCGGUCAUCGACCGCAUCAACCCCGAGUACAAGGACUUUUACAACAAGUUUGUCUUCGAUAAGCAAGUUGUUCACCACCAGCCCAUCUCCGCGUCUCGUGCAAGCGGCACUCUGAUCCCGGGCGCAGGCCCUAAGCUCGAGGUCGCCAGCUCAGAGGAUUUCACCAUUCCGAGAAAAGAAACGCGCGGGCGUGACAUCCUCCUGCGAGCUUUCACGCCCUUCGGAGAAAGGCCGGCCAAGGGAUGGCCACUAUGCUUUUGGUUCCACGGCGGCGGUUGGGUCUUGGGCAACAUUGACACGGAGAAUGUCAUCGCCACGCACCUCUGCAACCGGGCGAAAUGCGUUGUUAUCUGCGUAGACUAUAGGCAAGUAGAACUCGCGCCAGAGAAUCCCUUCCCUGCAGCCGUCGACGACUGCUGGGAGUCGGUCCUCUGGGCCAUCUCCACAAAUGGCACCGAGAAGCUCAACCUUGACAUCUCGCGCAUCGCAAUCGGAGGCUCAUCAGCAGGUGCAAACCUCACGGCCAUCAUCUGCCAGCGCGCAACUAAGCGCCCAGACUUCCCGACCGUGGCAACACAGCUGCUCUCUGUGCCCGUCGCAGACAACACCGCCACAGUGGACUCGACGAAACCAGAGCACGCAUCGUGGAAGGAGAACGAAUUCACGCCCGCCCUGCCAGCGGAGAAAAUGAUAUGGUAUCGUUACCAUUACCUCCCCGACAAGGAAACUUGGGCGCACCCCGAGGCAAGCCCGCUUCUGUGGGAAGGCGAGUGGUCCAAGUUGCCUCCUGCUGUUGUGGUUGUUGGUGAGCUUGAUGUUUUACGAAGUGAGGGUGAGGCUAUUGGGAAGAAACUUCAGGAUGCGGGCGUUAAGACGGAUGUGCAUAUCAUGAAGGGGCAGCCGCAUCCGUUCAUUGCUAUGGAUGAGGCUUUGGAAGAUGGCAGGAGGGCCAUCACGUACUUUUGCGACAAGCUUAUAGAGCUGUUGUGA
Messenger RNA from Colletotrichum tamarilloi, 1020 nucleotides. RefSeq lists its product as uncharacterized. The transcript is spliced from 2 exons. Lineage: Eukaryota; Fungi; Ascomycota; Sordariomycetes; Glomerellales; Glomerellaceae. The coding region runs from base 1 to 1020 and encodes 339 amino acids. The record is from RefSeq and is a predicted model, not a curated record. Gene Ontology annotation, molecular function: hydrolase activity.